Messenger RNA from Haemonchus placei, 201 nucleotides. The record is from the annotation of a GenBank genome assembly. NCBI's taxonomy places the organism in Eukaryota, Metazoa, Nematoda, Chromadorea, Rhabditida, Trichostrongylidae.
AUGCCCGUCGUCACUGAUGCCCUGUUGGUGUUGUUGUCACUUCAGAGAUUAGCCGACAUCGAGCAACUCUGUGUACAUUUGCUUGUCAUAACUCUCAAUCCCAUCAACCAACAUCCUGGUCGACCUCCCUCGAUGCCCUUUGGAACAGGUGUCGCCUGUCUAGUGCGUUGUGAAUAUCCUGGUCUUGGAGUGGUUUUAUGA